AUGGUAAUCUCUCUGCGCAGCCGUUAUGGGCAAGAAUCGGUAACGCGUGAACAUACAAUUUUAGUUACUGCCCGUUCAAAAUGGUGCUCUCGAUAUCAUCGCGAAAUCUCGCGCGCACGGACAUUUAUAACCAAUCCCCUUUUCGCGCGUCCACACACAUCAUGGAGAACUCCAUACCACCCAUCGCCACUUGUUAUCCGAAGACCUAACAAAACGUUCAAAACGCUUUUUCCGACGACCGGCAACGGCUCGCGAAUUCAUGUAGCUAACAAAGAGCACAAACAAUUGUUUUUCCUGGAAGAACGCGUCUUCUUCACAAUUAAAAAUUCUCACUCGUAA
Messenger RNA from Cooperia oncophora, 339 nucleotides. The record is from the annotation of a GenBank genome assembly. Lineage: Eukaryota; Metazoa; Nematoda; Chromadorea; Rhabditida; Trichostrongylidae.